Messenger RNA from Cynara cardunculus var. scolymus (artichoke), 1164 nucleotides. Its product is annotated as 4'-phosphopantetheinyl transferase HetI. The coding region runs from base 144 to 1067 and encodes 307 amino acids. The record is from RefSeq and is a predicted model, not a curated record. Gene Ontology annotation, cellular component: cytosol. The transcript has 9 exons. Lineage: Eukaryota; Viridiplantae; Streptophyta; Magnoliopsida; Asterales; Asteraceae. Gene Ontology annotation, molecular function: magnesium ion binding; holo-[acyl-carrier-protein] synthase activity.
AUCGACGGCAGCACGCAGCACCGUCGCAGAGACAGGCAGGCGGCAGCAGCACCUCGGCAGCGAGCUCUCGACGACGGUUGCUCCUGUGAAAUGCAUUGGAGAUAGUGGAUCAUCAUUAUGAGAAUACUCCUAUCUGAGGAUAUAUGUUUCCAUAUAGCUGCAAACUGUGUUUAAAGAUAAAGAUACACUGUGUUAAUCAGAGGAUGUUUUGUACUUCAAGCCUUCUUUCACCCUUACAACUUCCAUCUCAAAUGGAAACCCAUCUAUGGUAUAUAUUACCCAAUGAAGUGAAGAGUGAAUCUCUAAUGAAGAAAUAUGUCGACCUUCUAUCACCAAUUGAGAAAGAACAUGUUUGCAGUAUGCGUAGAGAUGAAUUGCAAAAAAAUGCUCUGCUAGCCCGUGCACUCGUUCGAACUACUAUAACUAGAUAUCAGAUAUGUUCUCAAGUUAGCCCAAGGUCUAUUGAGUUCAAAAAGAACGCCCAUGGGAAACCUGAGGUGUGUUGGCAACACAGCGAUGAUUGGCAUCCACCACCGCUACAUUUUAAUCUCUCCCAUACCUCGUCUUUGAUAGCUUGUGGAAUAACCGUUGGCUCUCCGAUUGGUAUUGAUGUAGAAGAAAAACAAAGGACGAUGAAGAACAAUAUUUUAUCAUUUGCCAGACGGUACUUCUCUCGUGAAGAAGUAGAACGAUUAAGUGCGAUCUCAGACCCUGAAGUUCAGCGCCAGGAGGUCAUUAAACUAUGGACACUAAAGGAAGCAUACGUUAAAGCAUUGGGAACAGGCUUCGCAGGUGCUCCUUUCAAUACUUUUACUAUUAGGUUCGGGUCUGCAAAUCCAAAUCCAAACGCUAAGGAUUCUGCGAUGGUCAUCGUGCCUCUAGAGAACCCAUCUCUCCUCUCAACCAAUUGGCGAUUUGCACAGGUGGAACUGGCCGGUUCGCACUAUGCAGCCAUUUGCAGAGAGAACGGUGGGAUCUCCGAAGGGGCUCCAAUGAAACUGAUUGUGCGAAAGACGGUUCCUCUUGUUGAAGAACACUGCGUUUCUGAGAUCGAUACGGUUGUGUAGGUUUCCGGUUUUGCAAAUUUGUCCCAAAAAAACAAGAAUUUUGUUAUGGAGAUGAUUUGUGUUUCGAACUGAGGUUGAGGUUGGUGUAUAGACACAG